Messenger RNA from Magallana angulata, 486 nucleotides. RefSeq lists its product as uncharacterized. The coding region runs from base 1 to 486 and encodes 161 amino acids. Lineage: Eukaryota; Metazoa; Mollusca; Bivalvia; Ostreida; Ostreidae. The record is from RefSeq and is a predicted model, not a curated record. The transcript is spliced from 2 exons.
AUGGAAUUGAACAUUCAAAUGCUUCUUUGCUCUUACUUAAAUGGCUGCAGCCCAUGUUUUAAAGUCCAAAUUGAUACAGCAGUGAAUGUGACAGCUGUAGACUGGUCCAGUUGUACAGACACAAGAGAGUUCAACAUGACUGUGACAAACUCAGACUCUGUUGUGUUGUACAGAAAUUCAACGACCUGCUGCUCGGGAAAUCUUACAAUCUACUACAGUAUCGGGAAUGGUAUGACUUCACAGACUUUAGAUAUGACGAAAAAAAGUUCCUCAAACACUGUGACGGACACUGGAGUCGAUAACAGAGCACAGAAUACAACAGAAACUGACCAGUUGGAGAAAAAUAGGACUAAAGCUUACUCUAACGCUUUGGUUGCUGCCAUUAUUAUAUUGUCAUGUGUCAGUGUGAUCAUCUUCCUUGCGCUUGCCUUUUUUAGUCUGAGACAUACCCCACGUUUUAACAUCACUGCGUGUCUCUUACGCUGA